UCCGAGACGCGCUGGGCGAGCCAGGCCAGGAGCUACGGGUCCAGGGGCGAGCGGCGAGCCCGGCGCGGAGCCCGGCGCCGGCACCAUGGACGAGGACGACAGCUACGUUCCCAGUGACCUGACUGCAGAGGAGCGCCAGGAGCUGGAGAACAUUCGGCGGAGGAAGCAGGAGCUGCUGGCCGACAUCCAGAGGCUGAAGGAUGAGAUAGCAGAAGUAGCUAAUGAAAUUGAAAACCUGGGGUCCACAGAAGAGAGGAAAAACAUGCAGAGGAACAAACAGGUAGCCAUGGGCAGAAAAAAAUUCAACAUGGAUCCUAAAAAAGGGAUCCAGUUCUUAAUAGAGAAUGAUCUGCUGAAGAACACUUGCGAAGACAUCGCCCAGUUCUUGUAUAAAGGUGAAGGGCUCAACAAAACAGCCAUCGGUGACUACCUGGGGGAGAGAGAUGAGUUUAACAUCCAGGUUCUUCAUGCGUUUGUGGAGCUACAUGAGUUCACCGAUCUCAACCUCGUCCAGGCCUUACGGCAGUUCCUGUGGAGCUUCCGGCUGCCGGGAGAGGCCCAGAAGAUUGACCGGAUGAUGGAGGCGUUUGCCCAGCGCUACUGUCAGUGCAACCACGGGGUGUUCCAGUCCACAGACACUUGUUACGUCCUCUCAUUUGCCAUCAUCAUGUUGAACACCAGCCUGCAUAACCCCAAUGUCAAAGACAAGCCCACCGUGGAGAGGUUCAUCGCCAUGAAUCGAGGCAUCAACGACGGGGGAGACCUGCCCGAGGAGCUGCUCCGGAAUCUGUAUGAGAGCAUAAAAAACGAACCCUUUAAAAUCCCAGAAGAUGAUGGGAAUGACCUUACUCACACUUUCUUCAACCCAGACCGAGAAGGCUGGCUAUUGAAGCUCGGUGGCAGGGUAAAGACUUGGAAAAGACGCUGGUUCAUUCUGACUGACAACUGCCUUUACUACUUUGAAUACACGACGGAUAAGGAGCCCCGUGGAAUUAUCCCAUUAGAGAACCUGAGUAUCCGGGAGGUGGAAGACUCUAAAAAACCAAACUGCUUUGAGCUUUACAUCCCCGACAAUAAAGACCAAGUGAUUAAGGCCUGUAAGACGGAGGCUGACGGGCGAGUGGUGGAGGGGAACCACACGGUGUACCGCAUCUCGGCCCCAACACCUGAGGAGAAGGAGGACUGGAUCAAGUGCAUCAAGGCAGCCAUCAGCAGGGACCCUUUCUACGAGAUGCUAGCCGCACGGAAGAAGAAGGUCUCUUCCACGAAAAGACAUUGAGUCUGCGCAGCCAGCAGGGCUGGUGUGCCCAGCGAGUGAGGCCCGGCGAGUGAGGCCCGGUGCAGCCUCCCCGCCUCCCAUGCAGUGGGAGCAUCUUGCCAGGCAUCGCCCUGAAUUCCUAGAGACUAGCUUCAGCUUUUGCUAAUU
Kogia breviceps (pygmy sperm whale) is the source of this 1426-nucleotide messenger RNA. It is a transcript of the gene CYTH1, whose product is annotated as cytohesin 1. NCBI's taxonomy places the organism in Eukaryota, Metazoa, Chordata, Mammalia, Artiodactyla, Physeteridae. The record is from RefSeq and is a predicted model, not a curated record. Gene Ontology annotation, molecular function: guanyl-nucleotide exchange factor activity. Gene Ontology annotation, biological process: regulation of ARF protein signal transduction.